Molecule: messenger RNA, 2526 nt
Organism: Cololabis saira (Pacific saury)
Lineage: Eukaryota; Metazoa; Chordata; Actinopteri; Beloniformes; Belonidae
Gene: pou6f2
Product: POU class 6 homeobox 2
Exons: 9
Coding region: 91-2067 (658 amino acids)
Biological process (GO): regulation of transcription by RNA polymerase II
Molecular function (GO): RNA polymerase II cis-regulatory region sequence-specific DNA binding; DNA-binding transcription factor activity, RNA polymerase II-specific
Source: RefSeq, a predicted model, not a curated record
AGCACAUCUAACCAGGGGCAUUUUUCUCUCUUUUUUUUCCCCCCAUCCUCCCUGUUUCCCACCUGGGCUCCCAGCUCCCUCAAGGAUCCAAUGAUUACAGGGCAGCUGAGUAAGCCGCUGCUCUCCCUGCGCAGCGACAUGAGCGCGGCAGAACUCCGGGCGGACGACAAAGCGGCCACCCCAGACAGCGAUCUGAACGAUGAGCCCCUGCUCCUGCCCUCUGAGGCCACGGACAGAGAGGGCACUCCCAACAAGCUUUACGGAGCUCGUGACGGAUCAGUUCAGUCUGACGCCAGCAGCAGUCCCUCUGAGCAGAGUCACCUGGGUCAGACCCACCCAGGAUACCCAAUGGGUCCACAGUCUCUCCUGGUAGCCCAGCAACUGGCGAACGCCGUUGGUGGCGUGAUGUCCGGAGGCGCGUCGGGCAUAAACCAGCCGAUCCUCAUCCCCUUCAACGCGGGCGGACACCUGGGCGGCCAGCAGGGCCUGGUCCUCUCCCUGCCCACCGCCAACAUCCAGAGCCUGGUGGCUGCUGCCGCUGCAGGGGGCAUCAUGACGCUCCCCCUCCAGAACCUGCAAGCUACCUCAUCCCUGAACUCCCAGCUCCAGCACCUGCAGCAGCUCCAGCAGAUGCAGCAGCAUCACCACCAGCAGCAGCAGCAGCAGCAGCAACACCAUCACCAACAGACCCACUCCCACAGUCAGAACCACCUGCCAACCCAGCAUCACAUGACCCCACCCAGCCAGCAGCAUCAGACCUCGGUCCCGUCUCCGGGUUCUGCUUGCUCCUCCGCCUCUGGACACCCGCAGCAGUCCCCGCCGCACCGGCCCAACCAGUCGCCGGCUCGCAGCCUCCCUUCGCCCGUCACUCCACCCAUGCCUCUGCCGCUCAAUCCUCUGGCCAGCCAGGCGGCGGUAGCAGCAGCAGCAGCCAUGGGGUCCAUCGCUGGCUCUCAGGUGUUUGGCAACACCCUGUCAAACCUGCAAGGAGCCACUGGUCAGCUUGUCACCAAUGCACAAGGACAGAUAAUUGGAACAAUCCCACUGAUGCCCAACUCUGCAGGGCCCUCCAGCCAAUCAGGAGGUGGCAACCCAGCGCUGCAGGUGCAGCCAAUUACACCUCAGCUUCUGACCAACGCUCAAGGCCAGAUCAUCGCAACGGUGAUCGGCAAUCAGAUCCUGCCUGUCAUCAACACCCAGGGAAUCACGCUGUCACCAAUCAAGCCUGGACAGCAGCUGCCUCAGGCCCAGCAGGCUCAGACAGGCCCUGCAUCGUCUCAACCCAGCCUGCUCCACAUGCCCCACAGACACAGUCCUCUCCACCAGGCGUCCUCCUCCUCCUCCACCUCCUCCUCCUCAUCGGCUCUCAGCGUGGGGCAGCUGGUCAGCAACCCACAGACCGCCCCCAGCGAGGUGGACGGGGUCAACCUGGAGGAGAUCCGCGAAUUCGCCAAAGCGUUCAAGAUCCGCCGGCUGUCCCUGGGCCUGACGCAAACUCAGGUGGGCCAGGCGCUCAGCGCGGCCGAGGGGCCGGCCUACAGCCAGUCAGCCAUCUGCAGACACACCAUCCUGAGAAGCCACUUUUUCCUACCACAGGAAGCCCAAGAGAACACUAUAGGUAACAGUCUGACAGGCAAACUGAACCCUGGCCUUUUAUAUCCUGCCAGGUUUGAGAAGUUGGACAUCACCCCUAAAAGCGCCCAGAAGAUUAAGCCUGUUCUGGAGCGCUGGAUGGCCGAGGCUGAAGCCCGCCACCGAUCCGGCAUGCAGAACCUGACUGAGUUUAUCGGCAGCGAGCCUUCAAAAAAACGCAAGCGGAGGACCUCUUUCACCCCGCAGGCUCUUGAGAUCCUGAACAGCCACUUUGAGAAGAACACACACCCCUCCGGACAGGAAAUGACGGAAAUAGCGGAGAAACUGAACUAUGACAGGGAGGUGGUGCGUGUCUGGUUCUGCAACAAGAGGCAAGCCCUGAAAAACACAAUAAAGCGCUUAAAACAGCCUGACCUCGGCAUGGCUGCACCAAUGGACCCUCUCACUGAUUCUCUAGAGGAGCUCCCAAAAUGAGAGAGCUCUCUGACAAAACAGUGGAGCGGAAAAGUGGCAGCCGUUACAAACAACAAAGGUGGAUGACUUCCUCUUGAAGCGAGAACUGAUAAAUGUUCCCAAGUCACCUGGAUGGACCGACGUUACUUUUCCAAAUGAAACUUUGUGUUCUCAGUGUGAUUACCACAGUUAUGUAAAUGACUUUGGCAAAAACCAAAAACAUGAAAAAGAGAUUCAUAUCUGAGAAUUAUGUAAAGAAAAAGAAGAAGAAAAAAAAGAUACAGUGUGCUGUUUCAAAGAGUUUUAGAUUCUGGCCUUCCAGACCAGACCGUCGCCCAAAUUUUGGUUCCACGAGGGAGGAUUUAAUAAAGAGAUCAUACCAAAUCAAAACACUAUUUACCAAAGUCUGUUGCAUCUGAGUACUAAGAAUAAUUUUGUAAUUUAAAUGUGCUCUAAAUUUUUACAUUUGUACUGACAAAA